Messenger RNA from Hermetia illucens (black soldier fly), 1594 nucleotides. RefSeq lists its product as uncharacterized. The record is from RefSeq and is a predicted model, not a curated record. The coding region runs from base 478 to 1428 and encodes 316 amino acids. The transcript is spliced from 3 exons. Lineage: Eukaryota; Metazoa; Arthropoda; Insecta; Diptera; Stratiomyidae. Gene Ontology annotation, cellular component: transcription regulator complex; nucleus. Gene Ontology annotation, biological process: regulation of transcription by RNA polymerase II. Gene Ontology annotation, molecular function: DNA binding.
ACGUUACGCCGCGGCGGUCAUGGAUAAUGUUCCGUGCACAUCGGUGGCGGCAGCGACUUUAACUUUACCCCGUGAUCCGCGGACCGUAGUAGGCGUAGAACGGUUUGGCAUGGCAUGUCCUGUUUGUCCCUUCCUCAGCUCUGUUCGUUGUUCGCGUCCCCCUGGUCGCUCGGCGGCGCCCGUGUACGAAAAGGCGAGCGGUAUCCCGUCGUCAUCAUCUUGUCCGCCUGCGUGACUAUCGGCGGCCGAGUCGUCCUUUUCCGUUUAUCGAUUGCCUGACGCUGUUCAGAGUACCGCCAGGCGGUAUCCGUGACUUGUGACAGAAAUCGCGCCGAGGUCGAGCGCGAACCGUUCUCAGUCCGGUCGAUUUUUUCUCAUUUUUUGCAUUUUCCCAAGUGAUUACCAUCUCGGAUAUAUCCUGUUUGCGAAAGUUCUGGUUGUCUGUUGUUGGUGAGUUGCAGUUUAUCAGGUUGGAGGAUGCAAUUGGCAAAUAACACUAUGACAACUGCACCGACAAUGGGAUCGCUAUCUUCGAUAAAGGUGGAGCACACGAUAAACUUUAUCGAAGCUGUGAAGCGCCAUCAAGCGAUUUACGACACCACCCACCAGGACUACAAGAACAUCGAAGAGAAGACGAAAGCCUGGCGGAAUAUUGCUCACGAAAUGGACAUUACAGUCGAGGCUGCUAAACGAAAAUGGAAGAAUUUACGAGACAGCUAUACAAAAUAUCUGCGAUCAUUUCGAGUUGGCACGAAGACAUCUCGAAAGUAUCAAUUUUGGGCUCAUGCUGAGCACAUGGACUUCCUUCGCCCGUUCCAAGGUCCUGGGAGGUCGUCGAUUGCUCCAAAACCUGAAAGUGCACCCGUUGCUUUCUAUAACGGUCAUGAAGACGAUGCCGGUUGUGAUUUAGGCUUUGAAAUGGUGGAAAAGUGUUACCCCGACGAACCAAUUAGCGAAGAAAUAAUCUCCAAAACUGCAGCUUAUAGCACAAACGGAGCCACAUUAGCUAGUACUUACGACCGGAAGACCGUUUCCGCAUUGCAGGAGGUUGACUCGACGACCAUGUUCUUUCUAAGUCUUGCAAAAACCGUCAAGGAAAUGCCCCGGCAAAAGCAAUCGACUGUGAAGAUGCUUUGUAUGAAGAUCGUCCACGAUGCCGAAAUGGAAGUAGACAAUUCUGUGUCAGAAGGUGAAAGUUUCUCCUCAUCUGUGAAAAUUAUCUCAGGAGAAGAUUCUUCACCAACACUCCGCAACGGAGAAAUGGGUGGCAAUCACGAUUCAACGAAUGUGGCUCGUAUCUGCGCACAACCAUCGAGUCAACACCAAGCUAACGAAGUUAAUUCAGAACAUUUUCUCUAUGUUAUGUCGCCGUCACGGGUGGAGACAAUGAUUGAUAUUUCUUCCGAUGAUGAAGCUCCAAAGCCUUAAAUGCAAACACCAUCGAAGUUCACUUUAAAUGUUACAGGAAAAUUGCGUGAUUUGACUUCCGUGUUGUUAUUGCAAUUAUUUAGUGUCUUCGCUUUUUGGUCAGCGAGGGUACUGGGAAACCUUUGCCGAGUUUACUUCAUUUUAAUGGAAUUAGAAUUAUGUUGUA